AUGAAAAGUCAGCCUCCCCUUCCAACAUCAGAAGAUUAUGACCCCAGUGACUACUAUGAAGACUACGACUUAUUUGAUAAGAACCACCGCAAGAUAACUAUCAACUGGAGGCUUUUAAUGUCAUUUGUCAGAGUAAUUUAUAUUAUUGAUACCACAAUAACCGUAAUCAGCAUCAUCACAAAUGCGCUUCAUCUUAUAAUUCUGACAAGAAAGUCAAUGAGGAAUAAUUUCGUGAAUAUUAUCAUGAUUGGCAUUUGUUUUUGCGAUUUGUUAAUGUUAUCUCUCGCCACUUUUUUAGUGUUUGGAGAUUCGAUAUCAGGCCUGGAUGAAUGCACAACUAGUGAAUCAUUGGUCGCAAUUUAUGUGGAUUGGGUGAUUAUGAUACUAUUCGAUAUAACCAGAAGAACUUCUACAUAUCUUGGUUUGUUUAUGGCGUUUCUAAGAUUGUUGGUUGUCACAUUUCCAAUGAGUGAAAUCAUGAAAUCAUUGACAAAACCAGUAUCCGCUGUAGUCUUGGUAAUGUCUGUGACUACAAUAUGUGCCAUUUGGGAUUGCUCUUACUGGAUGCAGUACUCGAUUCGAAAUUUGAAAGGAAAAAGAGAGUGA
Messenger RNA from Caenorhabditis remanei, 606 nucleotides. RefSeq lists its product as uncharacterized. Gene Ontology annotation, cellular component: membrane. Bases 1 to 606 code for a protein of 201 amino acids. Lineage: Eukaryota; Metazoa; Nematoda; Chromadorea; Rhabditida; Rhabditidae. Gene Ontology annotation, molecular function: G protein-coupled peptide receptor activity. The record is from RefSeq and is a predicted model, not a curated record. The transcript has a single exon.